AUAGGCCUCUCAAUUAUAUAUAUUGUAGUUUAUGACAAUAACUCAUAGUCGUAGUUUAUAACUCAUGAAAAAGACAAAUAUGUAUGUCCUGCUUUCAGUGUAGCUGGCUCUUAACUCUUCAACCAGCGCAUUCAUCAAUACUGACGAAAAUAACAUUAAGUGUAUCAGUGCAGCCUCCAUCCAUAAGGGGGCAGUAUUGGGCGUCAUCUCUGACCGGCGCUCGAAAGCAGUUUCUAGGUAGGAGAUGAGAGGCAUAGUCGACUUCAUGCGCAUUUCAGACAGAAACCUCACUUAGGCUAUUUCCUUGGAACAGCAUCUGCUUUUUAACCGUUAUACCCACACCUGCAGCUUGAAGCCUGCAUAUCCUACUGGUUCGGUUUGGUGUUAAUGUUCAAUGCUGUAGCCUAUUCUGUGUUGGUUGGAUAGCCUAUAUUUCUUCUCUGUAGCCUUCCAACAUUUAACUGUGGCCGAUGUUUCAAUUGUCUUGCUGCUGCAAUUUGCAAAUAAUGUAGGCUAAGCCAUGCUCUGAUGGGAAGGAUUGAUUGGGACAUGGCGCAGAGGUGGCGCGUCUGUGCGCGGCAGAUCAGGCAUCCUGGCCGGAGGAGUAGCCCAUCACUCAAGCAUCCAGACGCUGAGCGGAGGACGGAGAGCUGAGGAUCUCACAGAGAAGCUGGGAACAUCCUGCGAAACGGGAAUAAAAUACACCGAUUAGGUUAUGUCAGGAAAGUUGGAUCGAUUUCCUGUCAAAUUAAAAUGACUGCUUAAUUGUCCUCUCACGGUGCAGUUACGUUUUUUUUCCAUAGCUUUUGGUUUCGCUGCUAUUAAACGCUGGGGCUACUUUGUUUUCUGCUGCUCCCUCCCUCUCUCUCUCUGAGAAGUGCUGUGUGCACAGUCGUUACCUCAUCCCCCCAACCCAGCCCGUUACUGUCAAACCUGCAUUUAACCGCGAGCGCACCCGUUUAACGCCAGGAACAGGGGCUUCAUGUUGACGGCGCACUGCAGGGAUUCGCCUGCACAGCGAGCCUCUCCGACGGCCACGGAGCCUCAGCGAAGAUGACAAAAGAAUGUCAUGUUGUGGUGAGAUGACGGGGAGCAUGGCACCAGGGCCGCUGCUGGUGUGGUUGCUCAGCGUCGGCUGCGCUGUAGGCUGUGCGGAUCAGCUGGUGUGCAGUGCUGGUGUGAGACAGAUCAGCUGGCUUCAUAAGUGUUGUCAUGCAGGUGGACCCAGCGGGCUGCAGUGGACAGGGGGAGGUACACAAUGAGAGGAGAGGGGUGAUCUUCAGCCCGUCCUGGCCACUGCGCUACCCCGCCGGACUCAACUGCAGCUGGGACAUCCAGGCUGAGAGAGGAGAGGUCAUCACCAUCAGUUUCCGUAACUUUGACCUGGAGGAGUCUCCAGGCUGUGUGGGGGACUGGCUGCAGCUGGGUCCGGUGUGGCGAGGGGGGGAGUACCGUGUGUGCGGCCCUCUGCUGCCCCCACCGUUCAUCUCCUCCCACGGACGCGUCGCGCUGCUCUUCCGCACGCACGCCAACUCCUCAGGACAGGCACAGGGCUUCCGCCUCUCCUACAUACGAGGGCGUUUGGGUCAGAGCAUCUGCCAGGCGGACGAGUUCCUGUGCGGUAACGGGAAGUGUGUCCCACGCUCGUGGCGCUGCAAUGGUCAGGACGAGUGCGGAGACCAGACGGACGAGCGCAGCUGCGCAGCCCCGCCCACCGAUGCGCCCUUUGACCUCUGCCCCCGCGGGUCGCUGGCGUGCCGCCUGGGUCCGACCACGCGCUGCCUGCCCCCCGAGCGGCGCUGCGACGGCACCAGCGACUGCCCCGACGGCACGGACGAGCUGGCCUGCGCCCCUGACCCCGCCUCUGACCCCGCCACCUGCGUCCAGCACCUGCGCAGCUUCUACGGCGCCUUCGCCUCGCCUGACUUCCUGCGUCCACCACCGGCGUCCGGCGUGUGGUCGGAGCGGCGGUGCAGCUGGCAGCUGGACACAGCGGACCCUCGGCCGCUGCUGCUGCGUCUGGAGCUGCGCCUGGCACCGGGCGACGCGCUGCGGGUGUUCGACGGGCUGACCCCGCGUCCAGAGCGCCUCCUGCAGGAGCUGUCGCACCACUACAAUGCCCGCGCACCGCAGCUGGAGUCCAGCAGGGGGCAGAUGACCCUCCUGUACCGCGCCGCAUUCGGCAGCAGGGGACGCGGCUUCAGCGCCUCAUACCGCGCCAAGGGCUACUGUUUCCCGGGUGACACGCCAUGUGGCGGUGACCAAGGCUGCUUCUCCGGGCACCAGCGCUGUGAUGGCUACUGGCACUGCCCCUCCGGCCGUGACGAGGAGGGCUGCCCAGGGUGCUCGGCGGGCGCUUACCCGUGCGAGGGCGGCGGCGCGGGGGGGUCCUGCUACGCGGCCGAGGAGCGUUGCGACAGCCAGAAGCAGUGUCCAGGUGGCGGGGACGAGAAGAACUGCGCCUCCUGCCAGCCGGGCAGCUUCCGCUGCGCCAGCAAGCGCUGCGUGUCCGAGCAGUGGCGCUGCGACGGGCAGGACGACUGCAGCGACGGCAGCGACGAGCGAGAGUGCCUGACCAGCGUCCCGCGCAAGGUCAUCACCGCCGCCAUCAUCGGCAGCCUCGUCUGCAGCCUGCUGUUGGUCAUCGCACUGGGCUGCGCUUUCAAACUGUACACGCUGAGGAACAGGGAGUACAGGGCUUUCGAGACACAGAUGACUCGCAUGGAGGCGGAGUUUGUCCAGAGGGAGGCUCCGCCCUCUUAUGGGCAGCUGAUCGCCCAAGGCCUCAUUCCACCUGUGGACGAUUUCCCUGUCUACAACCCCAACCAGGUGUCCAUGCUCCAGAAUCUUCGUACAGCGAUGCGCCGUCAGCUCCGCCGUCACUCCUCCCGCCGCUCAUCGUCACGGCGACGCCUGGGUCGCGCCUGGAAUCGUCUGUUCCACCGCGGCUCUCGCCUGCGAGGUCACAUCCCACUGCUGACCCCCCCCUCGGGAAUAGCCCCCCUGGCGCCCCCCGCCGGCGACACACACCCCCACACACACACGGACACCACCCCCUCGCCCUGCUCGGCCGCAGCCCUGGGGCUCGCAGCGCUCUGCCACGCUCCCCCCCACACACACGCACACACACAUUCACACACACACUGCUUACCUGACUCACCGGAGUCGCCCGAGUCUCCCGGCUCACCCCUGUCACCUGUCUCAGCUAUUUCACCGGAUUCCCGUGACUCCCCAGAUUCACCUGACACACCUGACUCUCCCAUCACCCCUGAGUCCGCUGGCUCUGCAGUCUCGCCGGUGUCCCCCUUGUCCUCCUCCUCGGACUCGUCCAGCUCAGACGCCCAGGCGGGGCAGGACGGCGGCCCAGCUAGAGGCUCUUCUCCUGGGCAGGCUGCAGAGGACGAGGCCCCCGAGCUCCAGAGCCCCAGGAUCGGUCCGCUCAUCUACCGCCACCGUCCAGCCAGGAGACGGGCCCUGGCACUCGCUGCACACUCGCACUCACACACACACACACACAGGGAUACAGACACAGACACAUGCACACACACACACACACUCACAGCCAGGAGGAGGGCCCUGGCGUUAGCCGCCCACCUGCGGGGUGUGGCUCUGAUCAACUACCCGUCUAGAGGCCACUCCCCCCUCAGCUCCCCAGACACACCCCUUCCCCUGCCGGCCAAUCAGAGCCAGAGACAGCAGGUGGUGGGUGGGCCGAAAAGCCCUGCGGUGACCACGCCAACGGAGGACAAACAAAGAGAAGCGUCAGGGGUGAGGAGGGACUCUAAUGACCUGUCAAUCACAAGCAGCUCAGGGGACGAGCAGGAAGGCACGCUGCUCAUCACUUGACACACACACUCACACACACACUAUCCUUUUCUCUCGAAUGUUGACAUGACAGAUCCCCACCCAUCCCUCUCUCUCCUGUCAUUCUUCCACUCGUUCUUCCUCUAAUCACACUCCCCUCUCUUUUUUCUUUCUCCCUCUUUCUCUCUUUUCUCUAACUCUGUCUCUUUCUCUCCUCCUCUCCCAGCCAGUGGUUGGAUGGGACUGAUAGCUCCCAGAGUCUCGGUGGCCUUGGGGGAGAGCUAAAGCCGUGCUGUUUCUAGGCUACCACGCUGGAACACUCAGCGUUAGAACAAUGCCUUUAGAAUGUCACCAAGGUUCCAUCAUUGAAACACUGCCGUUGCUAAGUGACGCCUCCGUGCUGUCGGUGCUUCUAAAGAGACUUCUAACCCAUUGGGACUGACUGUCGUGUGACCAUAUCAUGUGGCUGUCACAAAUUAUGUACUUACCACAGGAGUUCCACACACACACACAUCCAUGUCAAGUUUACAUCCAUCCAUCGUCCAGAAGCAGCUUGUCUUUAAAAGUGACCUCUUCAUAUCCACCCACACCAUCACACAGCAUCAAUAAAAGUCAGG
Molecule: messenger RNA, 4421 nt
Organism: Alosa sapidissima (American shad)
Lineage: Eukaryota; Metazoa; Chordata; Actinopteri; Clupeiformes; Clupeidae
Gene: lrp3
Product: low density lipoprotein receptor-related protein 3
Exons: 8
Coding region: 1213-3846 (877 amino acids)
Cellular component (GO): plasma membrane
Molecular function (GO): protein binding
Source: RefSeq, a predicted model, not a curated record